GCGUUGUGCCGAGUGAAUUCUCUUUUUCCCCCGAAAUCGCGCAAGUUGCAUUUAGCACGUGUUUUUACUAGUCAAAAUAAGCGAUGAAUGGGUCGAAUAAAAAGAAUAGUGACAAACACAUAGAGGGUUCGCCAGAAAGGAUCUGCAUCUUAGACGCAGGCGCCCAAUAUGGCAAGGUCAUUGACCGAAGGGUCAGGGAAUUGAAUGUGGAAUCAGUAAUUUUGCCACUCGACACACCAGCGAUUGAACUGAAGGAUACAAAUUAUAAAGCCAUCAUAAUUUCAGGGGGACCAAAUUCUGUCAACGAUAUAGAUGCUCCCAUCUAUGAUUCCGAUAUCUUCAACAUCGGUAUACCCGUUCUUGGAAUUUGUUAUGGUUUUCAAAUGAUAAAUAAACAAUUCGGUGGCACCGUUUCCAAGAAAGACGUAAGAGAAGACGGCCAGUUCGACAUCACUGUUGACGACAAGUGUCAGUUAUUUAAAGGCCUAGAAAAAACACAACACGUUUUACUCACUCAUGGAGAUAGCGUGGAAAAAAUAGCAGAUGGUUUUACUAUUGUAGCAGAAUCUGGAGAUAUUGUCGCAGCCAUUGCCAAUGAAAAAUUAAGAAUCUAUGGCGUUCAGUUUCAUCCUGAAGUGGACUUAACUAUCGAUGGAAUUAAAAUGUUGUCUCACUUUUUAUAUGAUAUAUCAGGUUGUCAUGGUUCCUUCACAAUGAAAUGUCGUGAACAGUCAUGUAUAGACUAUAUUAAAGAGGUAGUUGGCGAUCAUAAAGUUCUGAUGUUAUUGAGUGGUGGAGUUGAUUCUACUGUUUGCGCUGCACUGCUAAACAAAGCUUUAAAGAAAGACCAAGUCAUUGCUAUUCACAUUGAUAAUGGGUUCAUGAGGAAAGAUGAGAGUAGCUGUGUUGAGACGUCGCUUUCGAAAAUUGGGUUGAAAGUGAAAGUAAUACGUGCAGGAAUUACAUUUUACAGUUCAACUACCUCCGUGACAGACGAACAAAAUAACUCCAUAAAACGUCGAACUAAGACUUUGAAUACAACAACAAACCCCGAGGAGAAACGUAAAAUAAUUGGAGAUACGUUUAUGAAAGUCGCAAAUGAUUAUAUAAAAGCAUUGAACUUAAAUCCUGACGAGGUAUACUUGGGACAAGGAACUCUGCGCCCAGAUUUGAUAGAAAGUGCUUCAUGCUUGGCUAGCGGCAAAGCGGAUGCGAUUAAGACACAUCAUAACGACACUUUCAUGGUGCGAGAACUUCGUAAACAAGGAAAAAUCGUGGAACCUCUUAAGGAAUUUCAUAAAGAUGAGGUCCGUGUGAUUGGAAAAGAUCUUGGACUACCAGCUGAUUUAGUACAAAGACAUCCAUUUCCUGGUCCAGGAUUAGCAAUUCGAGUAAUAUGUGCAGAUGAACCAUACAUUGGAAAAGAUUUCACUGAAACUAGUAUUCUCCUGAAACUUAUCGUAGAUUUUUCAAAUUCUUCCAAAUCUUCCCAAAGUAUAUUAGACACUAUCCAUAAAUGUACGACCGAGAAAGAACGAAAAGUGUUGAAAGAAAUCACAGCCAGUUAUCCGUUGACAGCUACACUGCUUCCUAUUAAAACGGUCGGUGUUCAAGGUGACAGUCGAACGUACAGUUACGUGGCCGCCUUAUCCUCCGAUGACGACCCAAAAUGGGGUGACUUAAUGACACUGGCGAAGGUAAUACCUCGUAUUUGCCACAGUAUAAAUCGUAUCGUCUAUGUCUUUGGAGAAAGUAUAAAACACCCUGUAGAUAGCAUUACGCCCACUUUCCUGACCGAAGGAGUUUUAAGCACUCUGCGUCGAGCGGACUUUUUGGCAACUAAAGUCUUACAAGAUGCAAACUGUGUGAGAAAUAUCAGUCAGAUGCCCAUCGUUAUCAUACCUGUUCACUUCGACCGUCCACCAAUGUCCCACUCUCCUUCUUGUCAAAGAUCGAUUGUUAUUCGUACCUUUAUUACCAAUGAUUUUAUGACCGGUAUACCUGCUACUCCUGAUAAAAAUCUACCUGAGGAAGUUCUCAAUCAAAUGGUGAAGGAAAUUGAAACAGUACCGGGGAUAUCCCGUGUUCUUUAUGACCUAACAGCCAAACCCCCGGGUACAACGGAAUGGGAGUGAAUUAAUUAUAUAUACGAUAUAAUAUGACAAUGUGUGUUGUGCAAUCUGAUUCAAACACAGAUCCUAUUUCUUUUCGUUUUUUAUAGUUCAAAAUUUCGUUUUACUUGUCUUUACUACACUAGGACCCGGAAGAGUUGUUAUCAUUGACGUGUUCUGGAUAAUGUGAGGGGUUAGCCAAUGACACGGUCUGUUACGGCGAGCUUUAGGUGUGUUUUGCACAUAACUGUGGGGUAAUCCUGAUUGGUUAACAUCAAUGCUGAUUGGUUAAUCAGAUGUCUGACGUCAUAGGUCAAAAGCCGCUCGCAUGACCUCUGACGCAACCUGUCGCUACAACCGGUCAGAUCUUCAUGUAGUAGAGGCCAUCGAAAGUAUAAAAGAAAACGAAAGUAAAUAUAGAUCUGUACUUUAAUCAGAUUGGUGUGUUGUGUUUGUUUAUUAUUCCAUUUUAAAAACAAGUUGUUAUUCUUAGUGCUUGUGUUGUACAUAUUCUUUAUGGACUAAUUUGUAUUAAAACAUAUAAAGUUCAGGGUCACCGGAGAAACAUCAAUUUUUUUUAAAUAAUGCUAGUAAUUAAUUAUGUCAACAUAUCCUUUCCAUAAGUAUAACACGAACCCGAACGUCAAUAUUACCUUAAACAGGUAAAUUUCAAGGUUAACAAUUUCUGCCGUUCUCCAUGGAUAUGUUGACAUAAUUACUUGCAUUAUUUAAAAAAUUUAUGAAGCUUUUCCGGUGACCUUUAAUGUUUUCAUGGUUGAAUUGUGUCAAAACUGUACAGUGCGUGUAUACAUAAUUCAUUGCUUGUGUUGUCAUAUAUUAAUUAUAAAUGGAAUAAGACCGCUGCAGAUACAAUUCCAUGUAAUUAUAAUGAAAUCCAGACUCAAAUUCACAUUUAUACGAACAAAGGGGUAAUGAAAUAUGCGACGUCACAUGUAUAACAAGUUCAGACAUGAUAUUGUUGGUUUAAGUUUAAGCAGGAAACCUAAUUAAUUUUAUUUACAUCAUACACUGUAACCCGGGUAUUAUUUAAUCUUGUGUAUGUAGCACUAAUUUCUUUCACAUUCAUCUAAUAUCAAAUCUUUGGUUAAAACUUCAUAAAAAUCGUUUAAAAAUCAUCUAAUUUGUACAGUUUAAAGCUGAUAGUGACAGGUUAAUUUUGAUAGCGAGUGUCCAAUUUACAAGUAUUUAAAUUCCUGAAGAAUACUGUUCAAAAAUUAAUUAUUAUAUACGUCAAUAAUCAGUUGGGUUGUUUAAUUGAUUUUUUAAGAAUUCUCAUUUACCGGUACCUGUACAUUUAACCGCUACUUGCAUUUAUAUAUUUAUGGAAUUUCAAAAUGUAUAUUUAUAAUGUAACAGGAACAUAGCGAGCAAAUAUAUCUUUAGAUAUAAACUUAAUACUUGAGUGGCAUUUAUUGAUUGAGCACAUUAAAAAACACAACACAAUUUAUAUGG
Messenger RNA from Patella vulgata (common limpet), 3584 nucleotides. RefSeq names its product GMP synthase [glutamine-hydrolyzing]. Gene Ontology annotation, cellular component: cytosol. Gene Ontology annotation, molecular function: ATP binding; GMP synthase activity; GMP synthase (glutamine-hydrolyzing) activity. The transcript has a single exon. Gene Ontology annotation, biological process: GMP biosynthetic process. The coding region runs from base 84 to 2135 and encodes 683 amino acids. Lineage: Eukaryota; Metazoa; Mollusca; Gastropoda; Patellidae. The record is from RefSeq and is a predicted model, not a curated record.